GCAACCCGGGUUUUACGUCUUACGUGAUGCUUGUGACUUUACUCUUUACUCUUCUCUAGCAUCCACUUCCACUGUCUCUUUCUGUCUUUGGCCGUCUCUGUAUCUGUCCCCGUCCAAGAAAACCUCACCUCAAUCUCACUCUCUCUCUCCAAUCUCUAGAGAGAGAAACAAGAAGAAGAACCAAAAAAAUGCCAAUACUUGAAAAUCCCAACAAAGCCACUCUUCCACUCCUCCUAGUAUUCACAUCACUGCUUCUCUCCACAGCCACUUCCCACUCGCCUGCUUCCUCCUUCUCGUCCUCGUCUCCUUCUCUCUCCGUAUGGCGAUCCGCGCGUGCCACGUACUACGCCGCCGCCGACCCCCGUGACUUGGUGGGCGGCGCGUGCGGGUACGGCGACCUGGUGAAGAGCGGGUACGGGAUGGCGACGGUGGGGCUGAGCGAGGCCCUGUUCGAGCGCGGCCAGAUCUGCGGCGCCUGCUUCGAGGUCAGGUGCGUCCAGGACCUCCGCUGGUGCAUCCCCGGGACCUCGAUUAUCGUGACGGCCACCAACUUCUGCUCUCCUAACUACGGAUUCACGGCCGAGGGUGGCGGCCAUUGCAAUCCGCCGAACAAGCACUUCGUCCUCCCGAUCGAGGCCUUCGAGAAGAUCGCCAUUUGGAAGGCCGGCAAUAUGCCCGUUCAGUAUCGCAGAAUAAAGUGCAGAAAGGAAGGAGGAAUACGUUUCACAAUUGACGGUGAAGGUAUCUUCAUCUCAGUGCUGAUCAGCAACGUUGCCGGUGUUGGAGACGUAACAGCAGUGAAGGUCAAGGGUUCAAGAACUGGCUGGCUACCGAUGGGGCGGAACUGGGGCCAAAACUGGCACGUAAAUGCUGAUUUAAAGCAUCAACCGCUUUCAUUUGAGGUCACGAGUAGUGAUGAUGUCACGGUUACAUCUUUUAAUGUCGCUCCCAAAAAUUGGAACUUUGGGCAGUCAUUUGAAGGGAAGCAAUUCGAUUCCUAAUAUAUAUAUAUAUAUAUAUAUAUAUAUAUAUUCAGAGGAAUAUGUACUGAAGGGGACCAUACCGUUUACUUAUCAAUUUUGUUUCUUAUUUGGGGUAGUAGAGGGUGUAAGAAGUGUGUUCUUUCCUUUUUCUUUUUUCUUUCCCCCUCUAGUUUUGGUGGUGGAAGUUAGGUUUGCUAAUGCAAUUGGGGUCUAAAGAUUUGUGUACUGUUUGACAUCUUGUAGUAACUUGUUUGGUAAUGUAUCAUAAUGAUUUUUGGAUA
Morus notabilis is the source of this 1264-nucleotide messenger RNA. RefSeq names its product expansin-A13. The record is from RefSeq and is a predicted model, not a curated record. NCBI's taxonomy places the organism in Eukaryota, Viridiplantae, Streptophyta, Magnoliopsida, Rosales, Moraceae. Gene Ontology annotation, biological process: plant-type cell wall organization. Gene Ontology annotation, cellular component: extracellular region. Bases 189 to 1001 code for a protein of 270 amino acids. The transcript has 2 exons.